AUGAAUGAAAUUCUUCUUGUACAAGCUCACAAUGCUAAACAUCCACCGGCAUUUUUUAUUCAAUUUGCACCUUAUAAUACUACACAAAAUUCAUCACAAUGUUUUCUCAACUAUCCUGAUAUUUUAGAUGCUUAUAUUUAUUGUGUUGCUGUCGGCAAGAAACCGAAUCUAAAUCAUAAACAAUUUUUCUUUGCUGGUGAACUGAUCAACAAUCGUAAUGGAAUAUUUGUUGGCGUAGCAAAAUAUAAUCAGACAAAUGCCAUAUCAAAUUCGUCGAAUUCUUGUGCUUUGAGUUUCUCUUAUUCUCUACACUAUCUAAUCAAUUAUGAACAUCAAGAACAUUAUAUCUUUGGUAUUGAACCACAAGAUCGUUUUGCUUAUGGGUUUUCAAAUCAGUUUCUUUUUGUAUUUGAUUCUGUGAAUGACUCAACUUUGGAAUCAUGGAAUGGUAAUUUAACAUGGCCGAAUAGCUCUUUUAUGCCUUAUGCUGUUGAUAUCAGUGACAAUUUCGGUGUUAUUGCAGGUUUUAUUCAAAAUGAUCCACAAGAAAGAGUCAAAUACAGUCCGAUCAUUUAUCUGCUUAAUUUUAAUUCGUCUAAUCAUCAUCCAAUUGUUGUUGAUCAAUAUAUACCAAUAGCUACUCUCGAUACUUGGCAAGAUUUAUUGACUUAUUCCGAUGCGAAUGUCUAUUCAGCAAAGUAUGAUAUGUCAAUUAGUAUUAAUAAUCGUGGUGAUGUUUUAGUUGGUAUGCAGUUUAUCAAUCGAGUUUUCUUAUUUUCAGUAAAUAUUUCCAAUCCAAUACAAUUGAUUUAUAUAAAUAGGAAUACUAAUGGUCGAUCCUUAGGUAAUGGAAAAAGUCUAGCCUGGUUAGAUAAUGGGAAUAUAGCUGCUAUACUUGUGAAUACCUAUUCACUCAAUUAUCAAUGGUUGUCAUCUCAAAUCUAUUUCUACGACAUGAAAUCGAAUAUUUAUAAUUCUAACAGUGUUCCCAUAUCAAUUUUUCCUAAUUAUCAUCAAUUGUUGCCAUCAAGUUUUAGUCCUGUAUUUUUAAAUAUCGUUUCAUCGCCAAUGUCACUAACUUUAAUGGAUGAUAAGGGUAAUUUGUUAAUAUUCACUCCUACACCACCAGGUUUCUAUCCAUCAAUACUAGAAACGAGAUCGAUGCCAUUUAUCACAUCACCACAGCCUUGUCCGCCGGGUAUGCACAAGGAUCAUGUAGGCAUUAAUGAUUGUAUCCUCUGUCCAACUGGCACAAAAAAUUCUGGUAAUGCCACUACUCACUGUACUCCAUGUGCAUCAGAUACAUUUUGUCCACUUGGUUCAGUGAGUGAAACACCUUCAUCUGCAUUGGAAAACAUCGUACAAUUAAUUGCCUACCCCAAAUCACCUGAAUCUACGAUAUUUGAUGAUGUUUUACUACAAAAUAUGUUUCAUAUCGGAACUGGUCAUUGUCUUUUGAUAUCACCCUUAUUUUGGACAUUGAUCGUAGGUGGUUUAGCUAUUCUGAUCGUUAUAUUAAUGAAGGUACUGAAAUAUUGUAUCGAUCACACGACAUAUGUGCGAAUAAAAAAUCGAACUCAUUAUAUAUUUAAAAAAACAGAUCUGAUUGGCGAAGGUGAACUAUGGGUAGGCGGUUUAGCAUCAUUUUCUGUGGUUGUUCUCGUUUGCUUUGCCUAUGCAUUUAGCAAUGCCUAUUACAAACAAUAUCCUAUUGAAACAUCAACUGAUGCCUAUUUUGCCUGUGAUCUAUCGACUCGUAAUGCUAAAUUCCAAAGUAGUCUUCAAACAUUAGGUAUACCACCAUCGAAAACUGAAAAAAAGAUGUUCGAUUUGUUAAAUGAACAAAAAUUUUCGCUAAAUAUCGAGUUCAUUAAUACAUUGAUUAAUUGUGAUGUCAUAUCUAUUCAAGCUCUAUAUGGAACAAUUUGGUCGACAAUUCGAUGGUCUAAUUGUCAAAAUAACAAUUCGAUUCUAUAUCUAUCUAUUCCACUUCCCUUUCAACAUAUAUCUGUACAAAUCACCUUAGACCAAAUUCAAACAAUUGGAGCUUUACGUAUCGGUCUAAGUGGUGAUAAACAUGAAGAAGAAUUAUAUAAAUUGAAAGAAUUAAAUUUUUAUGGAUCUUUUUCCAAAAAUGGAUCUGUUCUAGCACAAACAUUACCAAUUUCUCUUGUGUUAACAAAAGUAAUCAAUGAAACAAUCCCGAUCGAAGGUGAAGAAUCCGAUUUUACUGGCAUCUAUAUUUCAACGUUUGCGAUUGAUUCAAAGAGUUUAUUUCUUACACAAGAACAAUAUAUUCAUUCAACAUCACAAUCAAUUCUAUUGACUAUUGUAUUGAGUGAAACAGCUUACUAUGUCAAAAAUCAACAAUAUCCAAUUGCCAAACGAGCAGAGAUUAUAUUUCAUAAUCUUCUAUUCACUACAGUUUGUCUGGAAAUAUUUGGUCUUGUAUUCCUAUUGUAUAAAUUAACUCUACAACCAAUUUAUCGUUUAUUCCAUCGGACAGGAAUUCGUGAUGAUGAGAAACAUAAAAUCAAUGGCAAAAGCAUGAAUGGUGACUCCAAUACCCUUGAACAAUCUGUCUAA
Messenger RNA from Rotaria sordida, 2586 nucleotides. The record is from the annotation of a GenBank genome assembly. NCBI's taxonomy places the organism in Eukaryota, Metazoa, Rotifera, Eurotatoria, Philodinida, Philodinidae.